This is a messenger RNA of Pungitius pungitius (ninespine stickleback), 6150 nucleotides long. RefSeq lists its product as uncharacterized. Gene Ontology annotation, molecular function: nucleic acid binding; zinc ion binding. Lineage: Eukaryota; Metazoa; Chordata; Actinopteri; Perciformes; Gasterosteidae. Gene Ontology annotation, biological process: DNA integration. The record is from RefSeq and is a predicted model, not a curated record. The transcript has 7 exons. Bases 1 to 6150 code for a protein of 2049 amino acids.
AUGGCAUACCGGGGUCCAGACGUGACAGAAUACCUCACCCGUAUUCAAAUGGAACCAUCGGAGCUCCAACUUCGGCUCGCCCAGCAGGAGGAACGAAUUGAGGAGCUAUGCCAGCUCCUACGCCAGUCCGCCACACCGGCGGUUCAACCCGCCAUUCCUUCGGCAUCCACCGGACCCGCCCCGAUGGCUAUGCCGGGAAAGUAUGAUGGCUCUCCUGGCAAAUGCCUGGGAUUCCUCAUGCAGUGCGGGAUGUAUAUCGCCCACCACUCUGCAAACUACCAAACGGAGAAGGACAGAGUCGACUUUGUCAUCUCCCUGUUAACAGGAAGAGCCCUCGAUUGGGCAACGGCCCUCUGGUCAGCGGGAGCCCCAGAACUUCUGUCUGAGCAACAUUUUCAAGCACAGUUUAAAGAGGUGUUUGACCACCCCAUUACCGGGAAAACCACGGGAGAUUUGCUGUGCGAAAUCCGGCAGGGCUCGCAAACGGUGUCAGAUUACGCCCUGAGGUUCCGGACCCUCGCCGCGGGCAGCGGGUGGAGCGAGACCGCACUCCUGACCAUCUACCGUCGCGGUCUCCGUCCUGAACUCCAGGCCGAACUGGCGUGCCGAGGGGAUGUCACCCAGCUUGGCGAUUACAUCCGGGUGUCCAUUAGCGUGGGACACCUCCUCGAGUCCCGACGAUCCCCGCGAGCCAGUUUUCCAUCUGAGCCCACCUUUCCGGUAACACCUCCUCUGGCCGACGAGGGACCGGAGCCGAUGCAGUUAGGUCGCCUGCCCCUGUCUCCAGCGGAGAGAAUAAGGAGGAUCAGGGAGCAGUUGUGCUUGUAUUGUGGCGAGGCGGGACAUCUCCUUCGGAACUGCCGACUCCGACCCCCCCGUCAGAAGGAUGGCUGGACCUACACCUCUGCCAAGGUAGGACUGUCUCCAGUGUUAAACAUGUCACGUCAACAACUAACCCUACCUACUGUUUUAUCUUUGGGGAAAAUGAAGCAGGAGGUACGUGGGUUGGUGGACUCGGGGGCGGCAGGGAAUUUUAUGGACCAACACUUGGCUCACCGUUUAGCUGUGCCCCUCAUCCCAGUGCGUCCUCCACUCCGAAUCAACGCCUUGGAUGGGCAGCCCCUGGGCACCGGAAUGAUUAUGCACCAGACGGCUAACAUCACUCUGCGGGUCGGAGCGCUGCACGAGGAGGACAUAAGGUUCUUCAUAGUGUCCUCUCCCCGGGAACCUCUGAUCCUAGGACACCCGUGGCUUGUGCUCCAUGACCCUGUGAUUUCGUGGAGACAAGGUGAGUUACUGACCUGGUCUCCUGAAUGUAUGUCCAGAUGUCUGAACGUCACCUGCCGAGCCACCUCGGUGGAGGCAGCCACGGCUACAAAGACCCAGGCAGUACCCCCCUGCUACGAGACACUCCAGGAGGUAUUCAGCAAACAAAAAGCCGCAGAGCUGGCUCCCCAUCGACCAUGCGAUUGUGCUAUCGAGCUGCUGCCAGAGGGACCGCUGCCGAGGGGCCGGAUAUACGCGCUGUCCCUACCAGAGGAGGAGGCCAUGAACCAGUACGUCGAGGAAUCCCUGCAGCAGGGCAUCAUCCGCCCCUCCACGUCCCCGGCCGCUUCAAGCUUCUUCUUCGUGGGAAAGAAAGAUGGAGGGCUCCGUCCUUGUAUCGAUUACCGGGCAUUGAAUGCGAUCACAGUGAAGAACCGGUUCCCUCUGCCCCUCAUCCCCGCGGCCUUGGAACAGGUAGGAGGGGCAAGCAUAUACACUAAGCUUGAUCUCCGUAGCGCUUACAACUUGGUGCGCAUCCGGGAGGGCGAUGAAUGGAAAACUGCUUUCCUGACGGCAAGAGGGCAUUACGAGUACCUGGUGAUGCCCUACGGGCUCACAAACGCCCCCGCAGUAUUCCAAGCCUUUAUGAACGAACUCUUCCAUGACAUGAUAAAUCGGUUUCUUAUUGUGUACAUUGACGAUCUGCUCAUUUACUCACACAGUAUGGAGGAGCACGUCCAGCAGGUGCGUUUAGUGCUACAGCGUCUGCAGGCCAACCAACUCUACGUGAAUGCGGAGAAAAGCCUGUUCCACGUCUCAACGCUCACCUUCCUUGGAUACGUGCUUUCGCCAGGAGGGGUCGCCAUGGACCAAGGCAAGGUAGACGCGGUGCACAACUGGCCUACACCCAACACCGUAAAGGAGCUCCAGCGGUUCCUGGGGUUCUCCAAUUACUAUCGGAGAUUCAUCCGGAACUUCGGGGCAAUGGCUGCUCCACUUACCGCCCUUACGAGCCAGAAGAAGGGCAAACUCCCAUGGUCUGACGCAGCCCAGAAGGCGUUCGACACCCUUAAGCUGGCGUUCACCUCAGCUCCCGUGCUGACCCAACCGGACCCCGACCGCCAGUUUAUUGUCGAGGUGGACGCCUCCGAAGAAGGGGUGGGGGGUGUUCUAUCCCAACGCACGGGGAGUCCCCCCAAGGUGCACCCAUGUGCGUUCUUUUCAAAGAAACUGUCCCCGGCGGAAAGAAACUACGACGUGGGCAACCGGGAACUGCUAGCCAUCAAACUCGCCCUGGAAGAAUGGAGGCAUUGGCUAGAGGGAGCUCGGCACCCCUUCAUGGUCCUGACUGAUCACCGGAACCUGGAGUAUCUGAAAGGGGCAAGACGGCUAAACCCGCGUCAGGCCCGGUGGGCCUUGUUCUUCACGCGCUUCCAAUUUACCGUGUCGUACCAGCCCGGAGAGAAGAACGCAAAGGCGGACGCACUCUCACGACUAUACGGAUCUCCGGCGUCUAUGGGCGAUCCCGAACCCAUCCUACCGGACUCAUAUUUCGUCGGCCCCAUCCACUGGGAGCUCGAGUCCGUCAUCCAGGACGCGCUCCGCACAGACCCAGCACCACCUGACACCCCUGCCAACCGGGUCUAUGUCCCCGCAUCAGUGCGACCUCAACUCGUCCAGUGGAGUCACACCUCGUUGGGAUCAGGACAUCCAGGCAUUACCCGAACCACUCAGCUCUUGUCCCAGAAAUACUGGUGGAAUUCGUUGGCCUCCGACGUGCGGGACUACGUGCUAUCCUGUCCGGUCUGUGCACAAACUAAAACCCCCCGUCAACUCCCCGCCGGGGAGUUAGUACCGCUGCCCACUCCCCAGAGACCGUGGUCCCAUGUGGCAGUGGACUUCCUCACCGACCUACCGGCGUCAGAGGGGUUUACUACUAUUUUAGUAUUAGUCGACAGGUUCUCUAAAAUGUGUCGCUUUAUACCCCUGUGUAACCUUCCUUCAGCCAUAGAGAUGGCAGAGUGUCUGUUCCUCCAGGUGUUUCGACCGUUCGGCCUUCCAGAAGAAAUCAUCUCCGACAGAGGUCCUCAGUUCACGUCUCAGGUCUGGAGGGCGUUCUGCAACCGGCUGGGAAUAAAGGUGAAGCUGACGUCCGGAUACCAUCCAGAGACCAACGGCCAAACCGAAAGACUCAACCAGGAACUGGGGAAGUACCUUCGUGGUUAUUGCUUACAACACCCACAUGAUUGGUCCCGGUACGUGGCCUGGGCAGAAUACGCACAGAACUCAACAUUCCACUCGUCAUUACGAUUAACCCCGUUUCAGUGUGUGCUGGGAUACCAGCCCCCAUUGUUUCCCUGGGACACUAGGCCUGGUCCCGUACCGGCCGUAGAGGACUGGUUCCAACGCAGUGGCGAAGUCUGGGAGACCGCCCAUCGUCACCUCUGCCAAGCCGCCAGCACGCAAAAGAAGUUCGCAGACCGACGACGCCGGCCCGCUCCCAGCUACCAAACGGGUCAGAGGGUGUGGCUAUCCACGAGAAACUUGAAGCUGCGUCUGCCCUGCCGGAAGCUGUGGCCACGAUACAUCGGACCAUUCAAAAUCACCCAUCGCAUAAACCCGGUAACCUACCGACUGCUUCUACCUAAACAUUAUCGAAUCUCGUCAGCAUUUCACGUGUCUCUUCUGAAGCCUGUCCAUGCUAGCCCUCUCCAUCCAUCUCUACCGACACCAACGCCACCUGCCCCACUGGAGAUAGAUGGGGGUCCGGCAUACGCUAUCACGGCGGUGCUGGAUUCCAAACGUCUGCGGGACGGCCUCCAUUACCUGGUGGACUGGGAAGGAUACGGCCCUGAAAAACGAUCAUGGAUCCCGGCCCGGGAUGUCCUCUCCCAAGAACUAAUAGAGGAGUUUCAUCGGAUGCGCCCGGAUCGCCCUGCACCUCGCCCGCGGGGUCGCCCGCCGUCUACAGUGGCUCGACCGUCAGGAGCCGGCCGUGGAGGAGGGGGCUCUGUUGGAAGCUCUGAUCUCGAGUCUGAGUUUGCCUCCAGGGUCAAUUCGUUACAGAAUACCUCACCAGUAUUCAAAUGGAACCAUCGGAGCUCCAACGUCUGCUUGCCCAGCAGGAGGAACGGGUUGAGGAGCUAUGCCAGCUCCUACGCCAGUCCGCCACACCGGCGGUCCAACCCGCCAUUCCUUUUGCUCGCAAACGACCCUUCGUGGAGACAAGGGGAGUUACUGACCUGGUCUCCUGAGUGUUUGUCCAGAUGUCUGAACGUCACCUGCCGAGCCACCUCGGUUGAGGCAGCCACGGCUCCAAAGACCCAGGCAGUACCCUCCUGCUACGAGACGCUCCAGGAGGUAUUCAGUAAACAAAAAGCCGCAGAGCUGGCUCCCCAUCGACCAUGCAAUUGUGCUAUUGAGCUGCUUCCAGAGGGACCGCUGCUGAGGGGUCGGAUCUACGCGCUGUCCCUACCAGAGGAAGAGGCCAUGAACCGCUUCUUCUUCGUGGGAAAGAAGGAUGGCGGGCUACGUCCUUGUAUCGAUGACCGGGCAUUGAACGCCAUCACAGUGAUGAACCGGUUCCCUCUGCCCCUGAUCCCCGCGGCCUUGGAACAGGAGAGGGCCGCCAUGGACCAAGACGAGGUGCGCAACUGGCCUACACCCAAAACCGUGAAGGACCUCCAGCGGUUCCUGGGGUUCUCCAAUUAUUAUAGGAGAUUCAUCCGGAACUUCGGGGCAAUGGCUGCCCCACUUACCGCCCUUACGAGCCAGAAGAAAGGCAAACUUCCAUGGUCUGACGCGGCCUGGAAGGCGUUCGACACCCUCAAACGGACGUUCACCUCUGCCCCCGUGCUGACGCAACCGUACCCCGACCACCAGUUCAUUGUCGAGGUGGACGCCUCCGAAGAAGGGGUCGGGGAUGUUCUAUUCCAACACACGGGGAGUCCCCCCAAGAUGCACCCAUGUGCGUUCUUUUCUAAGAAACUGUCCCUGGCGGAAAGGAACUACGACGUGGGCAACCGGGAACUGCUAGCUAUCAAACUUGCCCUUGAAGAAUGGAGGCAUUGGCUAGAGGGAGCUCGACACCCCUUCAUGGUACUGACUGAUCACCGCAACCUGGAGUACCUGAAAGGGGCGAAACGGCUAAAUCCGCGUCAGGCCCGGUGGGCUUUGUGUUUUACGCGCUUCCAGUUUACUGUGUCAUACCAGCCCGGAGAGAAGAACGCAGAGGUGGACGUACUCUCACGCGUGUACGGGUCCCCGGCGUCUAUGACCGACCUCGAACCCAUCCUUCCGGACUCGUAUUUCGUCGUGAGGCCUCAGCUUGUCCAGUGGAGCCACACCACGUUGGGAUCAGGACAUCCAGGCAUUACCCGAACCACUCAGCUCUUGUCCCAGAAGUUCGGGUGGAACUCGUUGGCCUCCGACGUGCGGGACUACGUGCUCUCCUGUCCGGUCUGCGCGCAAACAAAAACCCCCCGUCAGCUCCCCGCCGGGGAGUUAGUACCGCUGCCCACUCCCCAGAGACCGUGGUCCCAUGUGGCGGUAGACUUCCUCACUGACCUACCGGCAUCCGAGGAGUUUACUACUAUUCUAGUCUUAGUCGACAGGUUCUCUAAAAUGUGUCGCUUUAUACUCCUGUGUAACCUACCCUCAGCCAUGGAAAUGGCAGAGUGUCUGUUCCUCCAGGUGUUCCGCCCGUAUGGCCUUCCAGAGGAAAUCAUCUCAAAUCGGGGUCCUCAGUUCACGUCUCACGUCUGGAGGGCGUUCUGCAACCGGCUGGGGAUAAAGGUGAAGCUGACGUCCGGGUACCAUCCAGAGACCAACGGCCAAACCGAAAGGCUCAACCAGGAACUGGGGAAGUACCUUCUUCUGUCUUAG